AGCUGGAUGGCGAGUGGGUGCGCGUGAGGCCUGGGAGGGCCGGGCCGUAGGUUGGCAGAGCGGGGGUGGGGAACGGUUUUCGAGACGGUGGCCUUGGCCUGUCUCUGCGCCGUCCGCGGGGUUUUCUCACUUGUGUUCCCUUACCAAUUCAUACAGUACGAAACGAGCGGGCAGCUCUCUGUUUCUUGUUCCAGUAUGUAACGAAGCGGGAAUAGGAGCCCGCUGUUGACAGCUAUGAAGUGUGUGCGUGUACGCACCGCUUGUGGUCAGAGUAAAUAUUUCGGUGAAAUUCUCACCAACUGAAACAUUUCAGCUGCAUGAAAAGUUCCUUUUCAUUCAGGCUCUGAAAAAUGUUAUCGCGCAUAAUUUGAGAAGUACUGGCGUGAUGGACUAGCAUGUGCUCUUUUAUUUAAUCCCCAUGCACUGCCUAAGUACGAUGGUGAGCAAAUGUCUAAAGAUUUGCUUAAUAUUGUUCUAGAGCGGCAUUGUUAAACUGGGUUUGUUGCCUGUGAGCUCUCAUAAAGCUGAUGUUUUCCAUUCGGUUGCCUUUCUUUUAUUUAUGCAGAUGACCAUGCUGAUCAGACAGGCCUGAGAGGUACCCUUCAGCACUGCAACUGGAAAACACAGCUGAAAUCCAGUAGUACUCUGCCUGUCUCUCUGACUGAAAUAAAAAGCAGCAUGCUCACUUUGAAGAGACUUUUCAGCACUUCACACCCAUCAGUGGAUUUAAAGGAAAUGAAAAAAUUCCAGCGUCUCGCGCAUAAGUGGUGGGAUGAAGAAGGAGAAUAUUCAGCCCUUCAUUCUAUGAAUGAUAUUAGAGUGCCAUUUAUUAGAGAUACUCUGUUGAACAUGAGUAGUAAUUAUCAUCUGGGAAAUCCACUUUCUGGAGUAAAGAUUCUCGAUGUUGGCUGUGGUGGUGGACUGCUAAGUGAGCCUUUAGGUAGACUGGGAGCUUCGGUUACUGGAAUUGAUCCUCUGGAGGACAACAUUAGAACAGCAGAUCAGCACAAGUCAUUUGAUCCGGUCCUGGCCAAGAGAAUACAGUACAAGUCCAGUUCACUGGAGGAGAUUGUGGAAGAAUCUAUGGAAACCUUUGAUGUAAUUGUAGCUUCUGAAGUAGUGGAGCAUGUGGCUGACCUUGAAAUGUUUAUCAAGUGUUGCUCUCGGGUCUUAAAGCCUGAAGGUUCUUUAUUCAUUACUACAAUCAAUAAGACACAGUUGUCCUAUGUCCUGGGAAUUGUGGUUGCAGAAAAAAUAAUGGGCAUUGUACCAGAAGGAACACAUGAGUGGGAGAAGUUUGUUCCCCCAGAAGAGCUGGAGCGCCUCCUGGAAUCAAAUGGCUUGUCAGUCAAGACUGUGAAUGGGAUGUUGUAUAAUCCCCUCUCGGGGUCAUGGAGCUGGAUGGAAAGCACGAGUGUUAACUAUGCAAUGCACGCUGUGAAGUCUGGGCUUCAGGGACAGUCAAGCCCAACAGACGUCCCGUCAGAGGUGGAAAGUGAACAGCCCUCAGCCACAGCUGGUACUACCAUGUGACUGUCUGAGAUGUGUGGUGACGGACUGUCACCAGAACAGAAAAGAAGGUUUUACCCAGAUGGACAUAAUAAAACCUUUUGUA
Messenger RNA from Haliaeetus leucocephalus (bald eagle), 1615 nucleotides. RefSeq names its product coenzyme Q3 methyltransferase (gene COQ3). The coding region runs from base 679 to 1533 and encodes 284 amino acids. The record is from RefSeq and is a predicted model, not a curated record. The transcript has 6 exons. Lineage: Eukaryota; Metazoa; Chordata; Aves; Accipitriformes; Accipitridae. Gene Ontology annotation, biological process: ubiquinone biosynthetic process. Gene Ontology annotation, molecular function: 2-methoxy-6-polyprenyl-1,4-benzoquinol methyltransferase activity.